CCCCCUCUUCUUACAUCAUCCUCCUCAUCCUAGCUUAAUCCCUUUUUUAACCUUUGUUUUUUUUAUCCUCCUCCUUAUAUUUCUCAUCAUCACUCUCCCCCUCCUCCUCCUCCUCCAAACUUCACCUCCUCUUUUUAUUCCUCUCACGCCCCCACCCUUUUUUUCUUUUUUUAAAAAAAAAAUUAUUUAUUUAAAUUUUCUACUUCCCCAUGGCCCAAUCCAACCCCGUCCCUAAAACCCUAACCCUAACCAUAACCCUAACCCUAAUCCUCUGAAAAAGUAGCUAGAGAGAGCAUGGACGCGAUGGCCCCGAAGGUGUUGGAUCACGACGCGAAGGCGAAGCCCCUGUCGUUCUCCAACGGCGCCCUAAAGAAGCACCACCACCAUCACCACCACCACCUCCACCGGGUGCCACCCACCGCGGCGGCGGCGGCGGCGGCGGCGGUGGCGGCGGCGGGGGAUUUUCUGUACAGGGAGUGUCUGAAGAACCACGCGGCGAGCCUCGGGGGCCACGCGCUCGACGGGUGCGGCGAGUUCAUGCCCUCGCCGGCGGCGAACCCCUCCGACCCCACCUCCCUCAAGUGCGCCGCGUGCGGGUGCCACCGCAACUUCCACCGCCGCAUGCCGGAGCCGAUCAGCCUCCAUCACCCCGACGACGCCCGCGAGGGCGAGGGCGAGGGCGAGGACGAGAUGGACGGCGCCCGCGGCGGCCCCGCCGGAGAUCACCGGCGCCACGCGGUGGACGAAGACGACGAGGACGAGGACGACGAGGACGAGGAGGAGAUCGCCGACGGGCCCCAGCACCAGCAGCACCACGUAAACCCUAGCCGGAGCUCCGCGUCCCCGCCCCCCUACUCCUCCGCGCCGCACAUGCUCCUGGCGCUCAGCUCCGGGGCGUCGGCGGCGCCAGGAUCCGCCGCCGCGCGCCCGAUCCCGCCGCCCCCGGCCGCUCCCGCGCAUGCGCCGCCGGGGGCGGCGGCGGCGGCGGCGCUGCUACCUCGGAAGAGGUUCCGCACGAAGUUCAGCCCCGAGCAGAAGGAGCGGAUGCAGGGGCUGGCCGAGCGCCUGGGGUGGCGGAUGCAGAAGCGGGACGAGGGGAUCGUGGACGAGUGGUGCCGCGAGAUCGGGGUGGGGAAGGGGGUCUUCAAGGUCUGGAUGCACAACAACAAGCACACCUUCUUGGGGACGGGGAGGCGAGGCGACGCCGCCGCGAGAGGCGCCGGCGGCGGCGAUGGCGGCGGCGGGAUGGAGGGGAGCAUAAGCGGCGGUAAUGGUGGGGACAUUAAUCAUGUGGUGAAUGGGUCGUCUUCUUCCUCUUGAGACGGUGAAGAAGAAGAAGAAGAAGAAGAAGAAGAAGAUGCUGGUGAUGGUAAUUAAUAUCGUUCUUGUUGGAUCUUCUCUGUUGCUCAUACAUGUUGUUGUUUAAUUAGCUAAGCUAAUUCGGUGCCCUUUAGAACCCAUCUCUUCAUCUCCCUUCACUCUCGCUUUUGUUAUUCUUACUCUCUUGGGUCUGCUUCGAUUUGGGAAUUAGAAUCAAUUAAUAAGGAGAAAACUGAGGAUUAACGCUACUUCUUUUUUUCUUUCUUUCUUUCUUUCUCUUGCUUCUGUUUCUAACUUCUGAAACUUACUAAUAGCUACGAGAAAAUUUAUAGUUAA
Molecule: messenger RNA, 1656 nt
Organism: Ananas comosus (pineapple)
Lineage: Eukaryota; Viridiplantae; Streptophyta; Magnoliopsida; Poales; Bromeliaceae
Product: zinc-finger homeodomain protein 9-like
Exons: 1
Coding region: 295-1320 (341 amino acids)
Biological process (GO): regulation of DNA-templated transcription; regulation of developmental process
Cellular component (GO): nucleus
Molecular function (GO): transcription cis-regulatory region binding; DNA-binding transcription factor activity
Source: RefSeq, a predicted model, not a curated record